GAAAUUAGUGAAGCGAAGGUUAGCGACUGUCACUAGAAAAACUCGCUACACAAGAUUUUAUAUUUAUUUUCGAGUCCUUCCUGUACUAUAUAUAAAUAAAUAAAGUGCUUUCGGUGCUUUCGGACAGGUUCUCGAGUCUACACAAUUCAGUUUGAGAAGCGACUGCGACUUGAUCGUUUUUACACGGCGUUUAAAAUCGAGAUUUAAUAAAAAUCAUAGCCAGGAUCGAAAUUGCAUGCUGAGACACGCAAAACAAACGUGGGCUGCCGAUCGCGAUGUGGUGUUGACGGCAUCUCGGAACAAAAUACUGACAUAGUGCACCGGUGAUGUUGAUCGCAGGUGACAGAUCCAAAUAACUCGGCUACCCAAUUGAAACAUAUAUCGCAAAAUCUGUGCACCCGCAUACGCAGCGGCAGCUCGCACGGAUCGGAUCGGAUUGUGUACAUACGUGCGACGUCGGGAUUACGCCCUCGUCGAUCAAAUUGAUCCACGCGAGAAUAAAACGAUCGAUAAGCAGAGCGCGAGCACGUCAUCGCACCACCGCCUAGUGCAGUGAACUGCAGCUGCAUUAAGACUAUAUAUAUAUAUUUUUAUUCAUUCAUUCGUGACAGGGUGAACUGGAUGAACCUGGUAAUCGGAAAUUCAUUAGCGCCUGUCCAGACAAUGCUUGCAUAAUUAUAUUCAUGAAGAAAAUUAUCCAAUCGCAUUUCUAUAGACACAUAUGUAAAACAUGCAAUCGAGUAAUUUUCUUUAUGCACAUGGCUAUGUAUAAGUUUGUCCGGGUAUAUCCUCGAGGAAGAGAAACCUGCACUUGACGACGGUGCCCGAGGAUGAGAGUGAUCUUCUCGUUGCCACUGUCACCGCGGCUGCGUUACCGCAUUGAGGAUUGCGGGGGCCUUUGCGCACGACAUCCGUGUGCGUGUGUGUAUGCGUGUGUGGCGUAAAUAGAGAUCAUAUGAUCGCCCGAGGGAGUCGUCGGAUCGAGCUGUUUCGCCCCGUUUCGGGAACGAGUGGGAUGCCGUCGCCAACGGACGGGCGCGAUCGUGUCUGAGGAAGCGCGUCUGAUUGUCCGAUUGAUUUGCGUUUGCACACAUGAACGAACGAUUCCUCGUCGUCGACGUCUGUCCCCGCGACCUCCGAUUCCGCAGUAGACGCGUAACUGUCUGACGCGUCAUGGCGAGCACGGCCGAGAACAUAGCCUGCGGCGGCUUCGUGUUUUUCAACAACUUCGACUCGGCUAAUCUGGCCAGGGUGGAACCAGUGAGGAUACCGGAAUCCUUCGAGAAAGAUGUUUAUGAGACUGAAAGCAAGUCGACGAAUAGCUCGAAUUCCAAAGACACAUUGGAUUACGAGUUCAAUCUGUGGACGAAGCACGAUUGUCACGGCACGCAAUUCCAGAACAACAAUAGAACCUGGUUUUACUUUGGUGUCAAGUCUAGUCGGCCGAGCGUCUCGGUCAAAUUCAACAUAGUCAAUUUGAAUAAGCAAGUCAAGAUGUUCAGCCAAGGGAUGUGUCCGGUCUUCAAGAUUGUGCCGGGUCACCUGCACUGGGAGCGGAUUCGCGAAAGACCUACAUACACUCUUGAUCAGAGAGGGAACGACUUUACCUUAUCGUUCCUCUAUUACACUCCGGAAAAUUCGAAAGCCAUCACUUACUUUGCUUUUACGUAUCCAUUCUCGUAUACAGAUCUACAGAAUUAUUUGAGUAGGAUCGACGUGAGAAUGGAAAAGAGGAGUGUAAUAUGUAGGGAUGACAUCUAUUAUCAUAGGGAGUGUGCAAUAAAAUCUCUGGAGGAUCGUAGAUUAGAUAUAUUAACAAUAAGUUCUUAUCAUAACAUAUCGAUGGAGAGAGAAGACAGACUGAGCAAUUUGUUCCCUGAGAAAAGCGAGGAAAGGCCUUACAAAUUUCAUGACAAGAAGGUGAUUUUUAUUAGCGCCAGAGUCCAUCCAGGUGAAACGCCAUCUAGCUUCGUUCUGAACGGUUUCCUCAACUUUUUGCUAAAUCGAGAAGAUCAGAUUGCUAUACAUUUACGUCGCCUGUAUGUGUUCAAAUUGAUACCGAUGCUCAACCCAGACGGUGUUGCCAAGGGUCAUUAUCGGAUGGACACUAAAGGGGUGAAUCUGAACCGAGUUUAUCUGAAUCCUUCUGAAGUAGAUCAUCCCACGAUAUAUGCCGCAAGAAACUUAAUAAAAUAUUAUCACAAUUCUUAUCAACUACCGAGCGAACUAACUGACGACCUGUCGAACAUAAACUUACAAAUUAUGGACAGCAAUGUAAGCAUUAUAAAUUCGACCGCUUCGAUAGCAAACGCUGUACGUGACACAACUACAAGACUUUUGCAACAAGUAACAUUUAUGUCGUUGGAUGAGAAGAACAGGUGUGCUCUCGAUAGUAGUGAGAAACAUUUAUUGACGUUAGAUUUGGACAAUGCAGCUAUUGAUGAAAGCGAAGGUCUAUCUAAGGAAGGUGAUAAAAGUGAAAACGUCACAGAGGUCAGAACGAGUGAUAAACAAGCAUAUACAGCAGUUGGUAUGGAUGAGAUACCAAAAUCCUCGGAUAAUUCUGGAUUAUAUCUGUAUAUUGAUCUUCACGGUCAUGCCUCGAAGAAGGGCGUUUUCAUGUAUGGAAAUCACUUUACUGACUCAGAGGACACUAUCGCAUGCAUGCUGCUACCAAAGUUGAUGUCUAUUAACAAUCCACACUUUCAUUUCACAUCGUGCAAUUUCGCGGAACGAAAUAUGUACAUCAUAGACAAACGAGACGGCAUGUCCAGAGAAGGUUCAGGGCGCGUGGCAGUGUACAAGAUGACUGGUCUGUUGCGCAGCUAUACUCUGGAAUGCAACUACAACUCCGGCCGUUUGGUGAAUAUGAUCCCCGCCAGAAUUCGCGACGGGGUGAAUAAAACUAUGAAUCACGUGUUCGUUCCUCCGAAAUAUACGCCAGCAGUGUUUGAAGCGGUUGGAGCAGCAUUAGGACCUUCCAUUCUCGAUCUCAAUGGGAACAAUCCCAACAGCCGAUUGCCAAAUAGCCAGUAUCGCUCUUUAAGGGGAGUAAAAUCUCAUUUGAAUUUAACGUACGUGAGCAAUCUCUCUGCAUCACCCGGCAAGUCAGUGCGUAAGGACAACGAAGACACCGUCGCGCGGAGCAGCGGUAUCCUGAAGGAAUUGGAAACGAGACUGAACGACGCGGUGACAGGAGCGAGGAACGCGAUAAGGAGCGAGGGUAGCCUGGUGAAGAAGUGUAUCCUUCGCCGCGGCGCCUCUUUUUACACGGCGGUGAAGCGGAUCAAGAACAGCAAGAAACCCCGGCAGACGCUGACGCGUCGCGCGUUGAAAAAUCACUGCGCCAAUAAUGUGGAGAACAGCGCGAUAAUCUGCGCGAUCAAGUCCGAGACGGAGGCGAAGCCGUUCCUGAAGGCGAUCGAUCGCUAUCGAUCGAGCAGAUCCAACGCCGGGUCGGCGACGGUCAGCGACACUCUCGAACCGCGUUUAAGCGCGAGUAACAACAAGAAGUCAACGGCGACGAAGACGCGCGUUCCCUCCGAGGAGACGGCUGCGGUGAGGCAGGGCGCGAAGAGGCUGAAGGUCAUCUCGUUCACGAGGACGUUCAAGCCCCUGCCCGAGGUCGGCGAAUCGUCCGGCGCCGCGGGGGAAACCGGCGCGAAAGUGUCCCCGAAGGUAACGCGUACUUGCGGCAAGCAGAGCGUUAAGGGUGCGCACGACAGGGCCGGGAUUGCCACACGUAAAGCCGAAUGGGUCUUCCAGGCUGAAAGAAGUAAAAAAGACUGCCGUUAAGGAGAGUCCUGUCCUUAACGAGAGCGUGAAGCAAAAUCUUAAAUAAGCUCAGCUAGAAUUACGAAAAAACUAUCGAAUUACUAACUCGAGAGACGCCGCAGGAGGUCAAUGUUGAUAAAGAGAGAUAUUUUGCAUAUUGCAGUAUACAGGAUGUUCGAUAACAAGUAGGGAAAAAUUUAAGAGACGAUUCCAGAUGAUAGAAGACGGAAAUCAAGAAUGACAAUAGAAAAUUGGAUGCUUCGUUUUGUAAUUAAAAAUGUUGAAAUAUUCACGUGCUUUAGGCGCUCGUAUAUAAUACAGGACAGAAUGCGCCUAAAGCACGUGAAUAUUUAAACAUUUAUAAUUAAAAGGUAAAGCUUUAAGAUCGCAAUUUAUUUGUUGUAACUUGUAACUUGUUAAUUGUUCUUUAUUUUUAUCUUAUUUUAUCAUCGUCACUUUAAUUUUCUUCCGCCUGUCGUCGGACACUCUGCGUACAGGAUGUCAGGUAAAUUAUACAAUCAAUAAGAAGGAUAGAAAAUAGAUAAAAAAGGAUUUACGUGGCAAAUUUUAUACAUCCUGCGUAUAAUAUGCGAAAUGUUUAAUCUCUUACUUGUAUUUGUAUUAUUUGGUCGUACAAUGGUGAUAAUAUGUGAUAUAUACCGUGUGCAUUCUGUCAUCGUAUACACUGAUUUCUGAUUUUUCACCAAGUGAUAAAUUUUGCCCCUUCGAUCGAAGGCGAAAAUAUUAAGUCAUAAAGUUAAUGUAUAUAUUAAAUUAUGUUACUACACAUACAUUAUAUAUAUAUUAUGACAUAUUAGAUGCGUGUAAAAUAACGCGUUUACUUUUCGAUAUACCAAUAUAUUAUUUAUUAUUUAUACACAUAUAGAACUUUGAUCCUUGCGAUCGACUUGCGUCGACCUUUGAAAGCAGUACUCGUUUCAAAAAUUUGUUUUUAACUUAAAUUAUUGUAUUUUAAAGAGCAUAUUUUACGGGAAAAUUGUUAAGCAAAUGAGGUUAUUUUUCAUAAGAAGUUUUGUAGUUAGAGGUUUUUUUUUUUAAUGGAGAGGAAGUUAGAAGUUUCUUUUUAAAAGGAAAUAUAUUUUUGUUUAAUCUUACGUUUGUUGAAUAACAGUUUCGAAGAUAAUUGCGUAGAAAGGUAACAUGUACUAGAUUAGUAUUCCGUGUUAUGUGACUAUAUAUGAAUGUUAUGUUUUCCUGUGUCUCGAUCAUCUCACAUAAUGCUUCGCAUACAUUAUACUAAAUAGAAGCUGUUAUAUUAUUUACGUGCAAAAAUUUAUUGGCGAAAAUAAAAGAUAAUAUAUACAUA
Wasmannia auropunctata (little fire ant) is the source of this 5101-nucleotide messenger RNA. RefSeq names its product cytosolic carboxypeptidase-like protein 5. Gene Ontology annotation, molecular function: metallocarboxypeptidase activity; zinc ion binding. The record is from RefSeq and is a predicted model, not a curated record. NCBI's taxonomy places the organism in Eukaryota, Metazoa, Arthropoda, Insecta, Hymenoptera, Formicidae. Gene Ontology annotation, biological process: protein deglutamylation; proteolysis.